AUGGAAAUUUGCAUCGACUCAAUAGCGUCUGCAAAGAACGCUAUAAAAGGUGGCGCUAGCAGAUUGGAAGCAUGCUCUGCGUUAUCCGAAGACGGCUUGACACCGACUCCGGGACUGAUAAGGUUUAUAAAAAAUUUUUCCAAAGUCCCGGUGCAUGCAAUGAUAAGAAUCCGGGCUGGAAAUUUUGUCUACACUGAAGAAGAAAAAGAAGCUAUGUUAUACGACCUGCAAAUCCUGGACAGCGUCGGAGCAGAUGGGUUCGUCUUCGGAGCUCUCAAUCCUGACUUUACCGUUGAUGAAGAUAUCUGUAGGGAAGUCAUCAAAGCUGCCAAGUGCAAGCCGGUGACUUUUCACCGGGCUUUUGAUGAGGUGAAAAAUCCGCUGGCGGCUUUGGAGAAGGUCAUCAGCUUGGGAUUCUCCAGGGUUCUGACUUCCGGCCAGAAGAACACGGCUCCAGAAGGCUUGGAGAUGAUUACUGAGCUUGUUAAGGCGGCUGGUGACCGCAUUGUUGUUAUGCCAGGAAGUGGGAUCACUCCUGAUAAUAUUCUGCUGAUUAAAGACGCUACGCGUGCUAGAGAGUUUCACGCGUCAGCCAAAAUUCGCGUGGACUUAGAUGAUAAAUUGAACAGCACGCACGAUUGGUUUGCUGUAGCAGAAAAUCUUUUGAAGGAUGAAGAACCAGUGUGGCAAGAAGAAGCUUACACGGAAUUCGGAAAAUGGAUGGACGGGUGGGAAACCCGAAGAAGAAGAAGUGCUGGCCAUGAUUGGGCGAUAAUUGCAUUAGGACAUCGGUCUAUUGUCAAGGGUUUUUACGUCGACACUGGAUACUUUACAGGAAAUCACGCUCCGAGGUUUUCUAUCCAAGCUGCGCGAUUGGCAGAAAAUGAAAUUUCUUCAUUUCCGAUAAGAAACAGUCAGCUUGGAAAUGCGGCUUCAAUGGAAGCCAGGAUGCAAAUAGCGCGCUUAAAAUCUGAGAAUUGGACGACAAUAGUCCCGCAAACAGAACUGCAACCAGGGUACGAAGCGACCCGGCGACAAAAUUUCAAUUCAACCUCGACAGAGCAAUGGACCCACCUGCGUCUGAAUCUUUUCCCCGAUGGAGGAAUCGCGCGACUUCGCGCCUACGGUUUAAUUAUCCCGCAAUUUAAACCCAGAGAAUUCGCGGUACGAAUCGAUCUGGUGGCUCAACAGAAUGGAGGAGUCUGCGAAGAGUACAGCAAUGCGCACUACGGUCACCCGCGGAAUUUGAUAAAUGAAUGGGCGAUAUUCAGGCUCGGUUACGUCGGAACUGUAGACACCAUCGAGGUUGACACGGCGCAUUUCAGAGGCAACUUUCCUGACAGCGUCAAAGUCGAGGGAACAUUGGCUCCAGAUGUUACCAGCAAGAGCCUGAAUUGGAAGACCAUCCUACCAACCCAAAAACUGAGCCCCAACCGCUCGCACGUUUACACCUCAAUCACAUGGCCAGGGCCAGUGAGCCACAUCCGGAUAAUCAUCAGCCCAGACGGCGGAAUCUCGCGGUUCAGAUUCUGGGGUCAUCCUGAAAAUGAAAAUUUUAAAGAUAAUUAA
Messenger RNA from Cotesia congregata, 1569 nucleotides. The record is from the annotation of a GenBank genome assembly. Lineage: Eukaryota; Metazoa; Arthropoda; Insecta; Hymenoptera; Braconidae.